Messenger RNA from Phascolarctos cinereus (koala), 3942 nucleotides. Its product is annotated as N-acetylated-alpha-linked acidic dipeptidase 2. NCBI's taxonomy places the organism in Eukaryota, Metazoa, Chordata, Mammalia, Diprotodontia, Phascolarctidae. The record is from RefSeq and is a predicted model, not a curated record. Gene Ontology annotation, molecular function: carboxypeptidase activity.
GUGGUUAGGCGAGGCUUAGGGGUUCACAGUGGGGUCAACCGAGUGGAAUGCUCGCUGCAAAUCCGAAAAACGUGUGCUUUUUUCCCCAGUUCUGGCUUUCCUUUCUCCCAUUGGCUCAGCCUCCCGGCCUUUGGCGAAUGUCAAGAAUUUUGUUUAUUUGACCGCCUUCAAGUGUGUGUGAGGGGUGGUGUGACGGGUUGUUGGGGAGAGAGGAAGCACAGGCCGGGAAGGUCUGCAGAUCUCUUAAGCUCCCUUCAGGUCACGUAAGUGCAUCGAGGUUCCUGGGACAGCAUCUGAACUAAUGAACAGCCUGUCUGCUCUCUUGCACAGCCAGGAUAGCCACAGAGCCCCGUGGAGCAAAGAGCGCAGCCCAGUUAGAGUUAUGGCUAAAACCGGGGUCAGACUGUACACCUGGGUGUGUUUGACUGCCCUGCUGAUGUUUUUCUUGUCGGGAUUUAUGGUGGGCUGGUUUAUUAAACCUGUCAAAGAAAUAGGCACUCUAGUGCCUUUUUACCAAAAUGAAAGGUGGAAACUGAUAUCUGAAAUGAAGGCAGAAAACAUUAGACAGUUUCUCCGUUCUUUUACGAAGCUCCCUCAUUUGGCAGGAACAAAGCAAAAUUUUCAUCUUGCAGAGCAAAUCCAAAGUCAGUGGAAGAAAUUUGGACUGGACUCUGCUGAGUUGGUUUAUUAUGAUGUCCUUCUAUCUUACCCUAAUGAAACAAAUCCCAACUAUAUCUCAGUUGUUGAUGAACAUGGAAUUGAGAUUUUCAAUACUUCAUUCUUUGAGAUACCCCCAGGUGGAUAUGAAAAUGUUUCAGAGAUUGUCCCACCAUAUAAUGCUUUCUCAGCCCAAGGCAUGCCAGAGGGAGAUCUUAUUUAUGUGAACUAUGCACGUACUGAAGACUUUUUCAAGCUAAAACGGGACAUGAAAAUCAACUGCACUGGAAAGAUUGUUAUUGCUAGAUAUGGGAAAAUCUUCAGAGGAAAUAAGGUUAAGAAUGCCAUGUUAGCCGGAGCCAUAGGGAUUAUCUUGUACUCAGAUCCAGCUGAUUACCUUGCUCCUGGGGUACAGCCCUAUCCCAAUGGAUGGAACCUUCCUGGAGAUGUCGCCCAGCGAGGGAAUGUAUUAAACCUGAAUGGAGCAGGUGAUCCUCUCACUCCAGGUUACCCGGCGAAAGAAUACACCUUCAGGUAUGCAGAAAAUGAAGGAGUGGGAAUCCCCCAAAUACCAGUACAUCCCAUUGGAUAUCAUGAUGCAGAGAUAUUAUUACGCAGUAUGGGAGGAAUUGCACCACCAGAUGACAGCUGGAAAGGAAAUCUUAAUGUACUUUAUAAUAUUGGGCCUGGUUUUAUAGGGAACUAUUCCACCAGGAAAGUCAGAAUGCAUGUUCACAACACCAAUGAAAUAACAAGGAUUUACAAUGUAAUUGGAACCAUCAGAGGAUCCGUAGAACCAGACAGGUAUGUUAUUCUUGGAGGUCAUCGGGACUCUUGGGUAUUUGGUGCCAUCGACCCAACCACUGGGGCGGCUGUACUACAAGAGAUUGUCCGGAGUUUUGGAAAAAUGAUGAGUGGAGGCUGGAGACCAAAAAGAACUAUUAUUUUUGCUAGCUGGGAUGCAGAAGAAUUUGGAUUGUUGGGUUCCACAGAAUGGGCUGAGGAGAAUGCAAAAAUACUUCAAGAGAGAAGCAUUGCUUAUAUAAAUUCUGACUCAUCCAUAGAAGGCAAUUACACCCUUAGAGUGGACUGCACACCCCUUCUCUACAAAUUGGUUUAUAAUCUGACAAAAGAGAUUGACAGCCCUGAUGAUGGUUUUGAAAGCAAAUCUCUUUAUGAAAGCUGGUUGAAAAAGGACCCUUCGCCUGAAGAUAACAAUAUUCCUAGAAUAAAUAAACUGGGAUCUGGGAGUGAUUUUGAAGCUUAUUUUCAGAGGCUGGGAAUUGCUUCAGGUAGAGCCCGUUAUACUAAGAACAGGAAAACAGACAAGUUCAGUAGCUACCCAGUUUACCACACUAUUUAUGAGACUUUUGAGCUGGUCGACCAGUUUUAUGACUCUACCUUUAAGAAACAACUUGCUGUAGCACGAGGAGGACUAGUAUAUGAACUUGCAGAUUCCAGAAUCAUUCCUUUCAAUAUUCAAGACUAUGCAAAAGCUUUAGAGAACUAUGCUACCAGUAUCUAUAAUUUAUCCAAGAAACAUGACCAACAAUUGAAAGACCAUAGAGUAUCAUUUGAUUCCUUAUUUUCUGCUGUGAGAAACUUCACAGAUGCUGCUGCAGAUUUUCAUAGAAGACUUGCACACAUUGACUUUAAUAACCCAAUUGCAGUGAGAAUUGUGAACGAUCAGUUGAUGCUGUUGGAAAGAGCUUUCAUUGAUCCCCUUGGUUUACCUGGAAGGCAAUUCUAUAGGCACAUCAUCUUUGCUCCAAGUAGUCACAACAAAUAUGCAGGUGAAUCAUUUCCAGGAAUCUAUGAUGCCAUGUUUGAUAUUGAAAACAAAGCAGAUCAACAUGAGGCCUGGGAAGAAGUUAAAAAACAGCUCUCCAUUGCAGCAUUUACAGUUCAAGCAGCAGCAGGGACACUGAAGGAAGUGUUAUAAGAAGAUGGCAGCAGAAACCUUCUGUCCAUGUGACCAGCCACAAGCACCACCAGGGAGGAAACCAGAGAGCAAGAUUCACCUCCAGUUUUUCUCUGAUAAUCCAUGAAGCCAUAGUUUGAACAAAACCUGUGUAACUGCUAUUUUAUAUGACAUUCUUCAUCCAUUCACUUCAAAGUACUUUAUCAAUUUAGCUAAUGACCUACUUGAAAUUACUUAAUAAUUCCCCCUUUGCCCAGCUGAACCUGAGAAAAGACAUUGGAAGCUCCUUACACGUGCUUAGUUCUAUUACAUUUACAUUAGCAGAGACUAAAACAACAGUCUUGAAGCAGUAGGAAUCAACUUUGCAAAAUGUAGCAAGUUGAAGUAGCAGCUACAAUUCCUCCAACUUAGUUCAGGCCAGGAACCUAGCUGAGAAAUAGUAAUCAGACACUUAAGAGAUAAUGACCAUUAAGUGGUGUUCUAGUCUUCUAAGGACAAAUCCAUCACACUGACUCAUGAAAAAUCCUGAUUACUUCCCUUGAAAGAUGAAUCACUUCUAGACAUUCCCUGACAAUGGUGUUCUACCUUCUGCUUGAAGAUCUCCAGUGAUGGGAGACUACUACUUCCUGAGGCAGAAGGUCCAUUUUCAGAUAGAAUCAAUUAUUAGGGAUUUUUUUCCUGAUAUCAAAUGUAAAUCUGCCUCAUUGUAGCUUCACCCCUUAUUGUUCAAAGCUCUGCCCUCUGGAAUCACACAUAGUAAGCCUAAUACCUCCUCCACUGAUCCAUUGUCAAAUCCCACCCAGGUCUUCUCUCCCCUAAACCCCACCAAGCUAAAGAGCAACAUUUCCUUCAGCCAUGGGCUCCAGCCACUUUAGACACUUUCCUAUAAACAUGCUUGUCAGUGUCUCUUUACGGAAACAAUACUUCAAGCGUGGUGUGGCCAACAAAGAUCACAGUGGAUUAUUAUUUCUCUUAUAUUUCUAUAAGCUUAGUCUAAGAUCACAUUAGUGGGUUUUUUUGGGGGGAGUAGUAUCUGACUGUGACAUAUCUGACUCAUGUUCAGUUUGCAUUCAACUUUAAAAAGGGAACCUUUUCUUGAGUAUCUGUUUUCUUUAAAAAACAUCAACACAUCACCAGUGGGCCAGGUGAAUUCAGCAAUAUCAAAGCUUUGAUAAUUUAGACAUUAAGCAUCUACUUCAUGGAAGGCAUUUUUUUAGACACUAAGAAUACAAAGAUGAAUAAAAGGCAGGCCUCUUCUGGCCUCUAGAAGCUUAUGAUCUGAUAGACAACUAUAGAAACAACUAAUGCAGAUUUGAAUAUGUUAAGUCCAAAGGAGAGAAUAAAGUUGCCCCAGGAGAUCUGAA